Pygocentrus nattereri (red-bellied piranha) is the source of this 4278-nucleotide messenger RNA. RefSeq names its product membrane-associated ring finger (C3HC4) 9 (gene marchf9). The record is from RefSeq and is a predicted model, not a curated record. The transcript is spliced from 4 exons. Gene Ontology annotation, molecular function: zinc ion binding; ubiquitin-protein transferase activity. Gene Ontology annotation, biological process: protein ubiquitination. NCBI's taxonomy places the organism in Eukaryota, Metazoa, Chordata, Actinopteri, Characiformes, Serrasalmidae. Bases 504 to 1541 code for a protein of 345 amino acids.
CGGGGGGGUGGGGGGUGGUCGCUCAUCUGCACUAACGCACGCACAUACCGUCAGACAGAGCAGCGAACAUUUACUGAAACCUGACUGGGAUCAGGGCUCCGCGCGAGACGCAGGCUGACCGCUAGAACUGGAUAGGCGAGCAAGAGGGAGAAACUCCACACUAUCGCCACUAAUAACACCAUUAAUAACCCAGAAAUAAUAGAGAUAUCAGGCCUGGAGGAGAGCACCGCCAACAAUAACACCGCCAACAGGACAGCAGGCAGUAUAAUAACACCACAGAAACAGGCCUAAGAGAACAAGCCAUCAACACUUAUCACAGCAAACGCGGAGGCAUCGCCGAUAUACAGCAAUAUUGAUGAUAGAACUACGUUAUAAUUAGUAAUAAUCAACAACAGCAGGUGUGUGAUCAACAACAGGACAGCGACAGUAAUAAACAGCAGCGGCGUCCUGUCCUUCGCUCCGCUCCUUCCUCGGUUCCCCUCCGCCCCCGCAUGUAGAGAACCAUGUUUAAGAACCGGCUCCGCAUGUUCUUCGAUGAACUCAAGGUGCUGCUGUUCAUGCGAUCCGGUUCCCGCCAGGCCGAGGCGCGAGCGCAGCCCAUGAGGGGCGGCGUGGGGGUGGGUGUGGUAGGGGGGGGCUGCGGGUGUCCCGCCUUCAUCCGCUGCGCCGCGCGGGACCACCACGACGACGCGGAGGAGUACUACGGGAGCGAGCCGCGGCCCAGGAGCCUCGCCUUCGAGGAGAAAGAGGCGCGGCUGCCCGCGGGGCCGGACACGGUGUCCCUCAGCAGCAGCACGGCCAGCGGAGCGCGCACGCCCCAGUGCAGGAUCUGCUUCCAGGGGCCCGAGCAGGGGGAGCUGUUGAGCCCAUGUCGCUGCGACGGCUCAGUGCGCUGCACUCAUCAGCCCUGCCUGAUUCGCUGGAUCAGCGAGAGAGGCUCUUGGAGCUGUGAACUCUGCUACUUCAAAUACCAAGUGCUGGCUAUCAGCACCAAAAACCCACUGCAAUGGCAGGCCAUCUCUCUGACUGUAAUCGAGAAGGUCCAGAUCGCGGCCAUCAUCCUGGGCUCACUCUUCCUCAUCGCCAGCAUCUCCUGGCUUGUGUGGUCCUCUCUAAGCCCCUCGGCCAAAUGGCAGCGGCAGGACCUGCUCUUCCAAAUCUGCUAUGGCAUGUAUGGCUUCAUGGACAUCGUCUGCAUAGGCCUUAUCAUCCAUGAGGGCUCAUCAGUGUACAGGAUCUUUAAGCGCUGGCAGGCCGUCAACCAACAGUGGAAAGUAUUGAACUAUGAAAAGGCCAAGGACCUGGGGGACCCCAUUAGUUCCAGCAGUAAGGCUGGGGCCCGCGGUUCCCGUGGCAACACGCACGGUUUGGCCAGCGGCAGCAGCAGGGGGAGUGGCCAGCGGGUGCGGAGGCUCAGGACUAUCCUCAACCACCACUGCGGCUACACCAUCCUGCACAUCCUAAGCCAGAUCCGGCCCAGUGACGGACGCCUGGGCACGGCCACCAACCGCGAGGUGGUUAUGCGGGUCACCACCGUAUGAGGCCAGACCCAAGCGGGACUGCAGAGACAAACUAGCCACUUUGAGCUUAGAGGGAUAGCCUUUGAGGGCCCAGCAGGAGCAAAAGACUUACCAUUAAUUCUCGCUUUUGUUUCUUGACAAAUGACCCCUUGAAAUGACUGAGGAAAAUUUGAACACGCUAAAAUGCAUAAACACUGGAACUACAUGGUUCUUGGGAUGAAGGAACCGCAAAGAGAACUCCUCUUUCGCAAUCUAGCACAUGCAUUUUUAUUUCGUUCCCUCUCCGGUGUUGUUUUCUACCAGUAUGGUUUUUACUAUGUUUCAUUUUCUAACGGAGUGUGGUUUAACGAACUGCUGUACUGCGUAUGUUGACUUUAAAAAAAACAAAAAAAAAUGAAAAUCAAACAAACGAAAAAAACAAACAAAAAGGACUGUCGUCGUGGUGAUGUUUACGGAAGAAAAACCAAUGGUAACCAAACAGUUAAUAAAGGCAGAACAACCAGGGAACAAAAGAAUUCUUUACAGUAUACCGAUGAAUACGUUUAACAAAAAUAAUAAUGAAAAUAUUACGAAGGGUAGGGUGCAAUAAGAGUAAAAAAGGGGUUAUUCAGAGAGUUAAGUACAUUCAUAUUUAAAGGAAUCUGAUCUUCUCCGCAAUAAAGAUACCUGUACAUUUUACAGUGAACUUUGCAUGAGGGUAAAGUUUUAUGCCUCCUCGACACGUGGACAUGAUGAAUCUGUUUUAUUCAGAAUGGUGCUUGUUUUAAUAAACACUACUAUUCAUCAGGUGUUUUGUGAGAUACGUGAAAUGACAAAUUGUUGAUGGGGUGUCACAGUGAAAAAAAACUUUUUUCUGGUAAUGUUUAGUAAAGUUUUUCCAGCCAUAAUGAAAUAUGUGGAUUUGACAAGGUCAAUUCAGCAAGGCUCAUAUCUUACUUGUAAACAAAUGAGAUGCUAAAUUUAUCCUUUUUUCAGGGAAAAAUGUAAUUCCGGCCAAUAUGUAACCGUUCACUAAACACUGAUUGUGCCUGUAUGGUUAAAACAUACAGUCAACUGGAAAUUGUGGGUUAAGAGUAGAAAUCUAUUUCUCUACUAAUGUCUGUCAGUAAUUGCUGUGAUUUCGCUGUGCGCAAGGCUUUGAAUUAUUUUAUCUUCUGAAAUGAAGGAAAGUAGUGUAUUAUGGAGAGUUUACACCUGGGCCCGGAAUCAUGAAAGCUUUCCUUGAAAGCAGCUACACUGGCAUAACCUUGCCAUAAAAAUGCCAUAGCAGAUGUCAUAUGCUGUCAUGAAUUGCCGUGACAGACUUCGUUUGUGUUAAUGUAACCAUGUCAUGACAUUGAACAUUAGGACAUCAUGACAGUUAACUGCAAUGGUGACAUAACACUGCUUUACAAACUCAAUUCCAGAAACGUUCCAGAUCCAGUGAUCAGUAAAUUCAGUUUGACCUCUAUUGAACUGAAAACAGUACAAGAAGACAAUGUUUAAUGUUUUACCUUAUACAUUUUUGUAAAUAUAUGCUCACCACAAAUAUGACACCUGUAGCACGAGCCAGAAAAUUUGGGACAGGAGCAUGUUUACCACUGUGUUACAUCAGCUUUCCUUUUAACACCACUUAAAAAAAGUUUGGGAACAGAAGACAUGAACUGACCCAGUUUUUAAUUUUUUUUUUUACAAUUCUUCAGUUAUACAAUCUUCAGCUGUGUAACUGCAUGAAGCCUUUGUUUAGCAUAUUUUGCACUUCAUAAUGCACCAUGCUUACUACAGCCGACAGGCAGGCCAAUCUGCCACCCGCACUCUCUGAUCACACAGCCAUGCUGUAAGUACAACGUGCAGAAUGUGGUUUGGUGUUAUGUUGAAUUAAGCAUGGACGUCCCUGAAAAAGACGGCAUCUAAAAGGCACAUAUUGGUCCAAAACCGUGGGUACAUAUUUCAGUGUUAAUGGUGCAAGUUACCCAUGCAGUGGGCACUAAUGCACCCCUAUACCAUAACAGACCUUGGCUUUUAAACUUUACACUGGUAAGGAACCAGAUUGUCAUUGUCUUAUUUGGCCCAGAGAACACAACAUCCUUUAUUUCCAUAAGCAGUUUCAAAUCUGAAAGGUUGCCUGUCAAACCACAGUACCCGUUUUCACUAUCAGUCCAUUUCAGGUGGGCCUCAGUCCAGAAGUCUGCAGCGUAUCUGGACGCUGUUGACAUAUGGCUUCUGCUGUGCAGUCUUACUUUGCAUCAGUAAAUGCAGUGAUGGACAGUGUUUAUUGACAGCGGUUUGUCAAAGCAUUUCCAAGCCAAUGCAAUGAUGUACACCAUAGAGGCUUGCGGGUUGUUAAAGGGGUGCUGUCUGAGGGAUCAAAGGUCACAUGCGUUCACUUUUGAUUUUCUUGCUCUGUACACCCAAAUAUUUUUCAAGGUUCCUUAAAUCUUUUGACGAUUUAAUGCACUGAAGAGUGUCAAAUACUUCCUUGCAGUAUAUGUUCUUGAACUGUUAAGAUUUUUUUGCUGAAACAUUUUUGAGAAGUGUUGAGCCUCAACCUGUAUUACUCAUACAGGAGGAGGUCUUUCCUGGAUUUUUCCCUUUAUACCUAAGAACGUUUGCAUCAACUGUUUAAGAUGUUUUUUGAACAUUUCACAAUGUUUCUAGUUUUAAAUUGCUCCUGUCACAACUUUUUUUUGUAAUGUGUUGCACGCAUCGAUUUAAGAAUGAGCAAAUAUUUACAGAAAAUAAUGACAUUGAUUGAUGAAGAUAAAACAUCAACUAUCUU